Molecule: messenger RNA, 1211 nt
Organism: Cloeon dipterum
Lineage: Eukaryota; Metazoa; Arthropoda; Insecta; Ephemeroptera; Baetidae
Exons: 4
Coding region: 255-740 (161 amino acids)
Biological process (GO): neurogenesis
Cellular component (GO): cytosol
Molecular function (GO): protein binding
Source: RefSeq, a predicted model, not a curated record
CCGGUAUUGAAUAGGCGAUUUGGUUCCUUGGUUUUCCGCCGACGCCACUAGUCGCUCGUCGCCAGUCACCUGUCGCCGUGUUUGUCCCGCCAAUUCCUGCUUCCUGCCGCUUUUCAUUUUCUUUCUACAAAACUCGGAGAAAUUGGUACGGAACCAGAGCUACUUUUUGCGACCAUCAACUGAAAAAGGGUGAGAGCUGCUUCUGUUGAAAACUAGAACCGUGUUGCUUCGUUACUUCUCAGAGAGCACGCACCAUGGCUGAUGAGAGGCAGGUGACACUGGCCAGGAAGAAGCUGAAGGCCCUGAAAGAAGGCCUGGUGACAGACGUGGUCUUCCUCGUCGGUGCGAAUGAUGCCACCGCGCAGGAGAUUCGAGCCAUUCUGUCAGACCUCGUGGUGAGCAGCGAGUUCUUCGUGAACCUGCUGAACAGCCCUUUGACCGUGAAAUACGACGGGAAAAUCAGGAUCAAGAACGUUGAGCCAAAGAUCUUUGGUCUGGUCAUCGAGUUUACUCAUUUGAGUGGUCAGCUGGUGUCGGAAGUGGACAGUUUGGACACCUGUCUGAAGUUGGCAGCGGCAGCAGAUGAAUACAUGAUUGAUGAACUGGGAUGUGUGUGCUCAAAGCUGCUCGAGGACAGGUUCCUCACCGUGGACAACGUGUGGACAGUGCUGCUCGAGUAUAUCACGGUGCAAGCCGUGGUCUCGGCUUGUUUCAAGGUCAAAGCCGACCGACUGUUUUAAGCAUCCGAGUUUUCUCGAGGCCAGUGAAGAAGCAGUGAAGCGCUUCUGCGAGUGGGAUAAGAUGAACAUCAAAUCUGAGUCGGAACUACUGCUAGCUUGUCUUAGAUACACCAUGAUCAAAGAGAGGCAGAGGAAAUUUGUUAAACCCCUUUGAAAUAGCACCAUAAGCUCGAUUAUUUAAGACAUAAUCUUGCAACAUUUAACGCUAUGGAUUAAGUUAGUGUCAGGUGCCGUCAGACCGAAGGCUGUUUGAACUUGAUUCUGGUUUCCUGCUCGUCUUUCGGAUCUGAACUAAGCGCAUUUAUUUUUGAUAUAUUGUUUACAUAUACCUGUCGUGGUGCCAUUUGUUUAUUUAACCUCAUAUGUACUGAUACAAAUAUAACUUUUUCUUUUGUUAAUAAAUUUUAAAAAUGCAUUCGAAAACAGUGAGGGUUAUAAAUAAUUGAGAAAUUAGUAAUACAAAUUUUUCUU